GGUUCCAGAUUUUAUCCCUGGUUUUUUCAGUCCCACUGUUCAGCCCCCAAAAUCUGGAACUCAGUUCUAAAACCUUCAAAAUCUCCAUCCCUGCGACCAGCACAUUUUGGAGGAUUCUUCCCUCUCUCAUUCUCGAUCUUCCAACCCAAGUCGCAGACCCCAAAAUGAUUUCUCCAUGCUCUCCUUCUUUAGAGCUACCAAUUCCUCCUCCCCAAACCCCUGCAUCCCAGGGCCCCAUAAUUCCACCUCCUCCCCUACCCCCAAAUCUCCCGGAAUUAGCUUUUCCACCCUCCCCCUCAAGUCUCCAGACCUCUAUUCCCCCACCACCCCCACUGCCGCCUCCACCCCCUACCACCAGGUUUUCUCCCCCUCACGUCUUCGGCUUGGAGAAGAGCCAGCUCCUGAAGGAGGCCUUGGAGAGGGCCGGCCCAGUCCCCAGGAGCAGAGAGGACGUGAAGAGGCUCCUGAAGCUGCACAAGAACCGUUUCAGAAAUGACCUGAAGUGGAUCCUCUUCUGUGCUGACCUGCCCUCCCUCAUCCAAGAAGGCCCUCAGUGCGGGCUGGUGGCCUUGUGGAUGGCAGGCACUCUUCUGGCGCCCCUCAGCGGCACCCCCCUGGAGAGGCUGGUGCAGGUGGCCAUGGAGAGAGGUUACACGGCCCAGGGGGAGAUGUUCUCAGUGACUGACAUGGGCAGGCUGGCUCAAGAGGCACUGGGCUGCCAGGCAGAGGUGCUCUACGGUGGCCUGGGUGCUCCCAACAGAGACCACGUCCUGCAGCACCUUGUCGCCGGACAUCCCCUGCUUAUCCCCUAUGACGAGGACUUCAACCACGAGCCAUGUCAGAGGAAGGGCCACAAGGCCCACUGGGCAGUGAGUGCAGGGGUCCUGCUGGGUGUGCAGGGUGUGCCCAGCCUCGGCUAUGAGGAGGACCCUGAGCUGCCAGGCCUGUUCCACCCGGCGCCCGGCGCGCCCCGCCGGCCACCAGCCCUGCCAGAGGAAGGCUCCCCAGGAGCCGUCUACCUGCUCGCCAAGCAGGGCAAGAGUUGGCACUACCAGCUGUGGGACUACGACCAAGUCCGGGACAGCAACCUGCAGCUGACGGACUUCGCGCCCUCUCGGGCCGCCGACGGCCGGGAGUACGUGGUGCCCGUCGGCGGGGUGCAGGCCGGCCUCUGCGGCCAGGCCCUGCUCCUCCGCCCACAGGACUCUGGCCACUAGCCUGCUGCAGCCCCGAGCCGGGGUGACGGGGCGCAGCCACAGCUCAGCUGUGUCACCAUUCGCCGACUGCCCCGACUUCUCCUCUGUACGACAGCCUGGGGGCUUGGGCUGGAUCUCUGAGGACCUCCAACCAGAGAUCCUUCAUGCAGGGUCACCCCCGAAUCCAUCCAGUCCCAAUCCUGGGCCUCAGCUCCCCCAAGUCCGUCCCCCAGUAUUGAGCACCUACUCUGGGCUGGGGUUAUAGCCGGGAGCCCCACAGACAAGCUCCCUCUCUGCAAGAGAGACUGACAACCGCUCAGACCCCAGGGCUUGUCCACCCCACCUCAGUGUCGCAGCCACCGUUUCUGGCUGCUGUCCACCCUCUCUCUGGACCCCUUGCUGCUUCCCAGUGUCUGUCUGUCCAUGUGGAGCCAGGGAAGCCUUUUCGAACGCAAACCAGGGACUUCCCUGGCGUCCAGUGUUUAGGACUCCUUGCUUCCACCGCAGGGGGUACAGUUCGAUCCCUGGUGGGGUGGGGGGGGACUUGAGACCCUGCAUGCCACGUGGUGCAGCCAAAAAACAAAACGCAAACCAGUCUCAGCACUCCCCUCCAGAGAAGCUUCCAGCACCACCUUGAUACUUCUUGCAGGGCAGGGACUAAACUCAUCCGGCCCCAGGUCACCUCCCUUGCCCCAGGCUGUUCUUCCUCACGCUUUCUGCCACCCGCCAGGCAUAGUGGCCUCUCGGGUGCCUAGAUUGUCCUGUCUGUCUCCCCCACCCGCCAGC
Molecule: messenger RNA, 1982 nt
Organism: Kogia breviceps (pygmy sperm whale)
Lineage: Eukaryota; Metazoa; Chordata; Mammalia; Artiodactyla; Physeteridae
Gene: ACTMAP
Product: actin maturation protease
Source: RefSeq, a predicted model, not a curated record